Messenger RNA from Cladophialophora yegresii CBS 114405, 2934 nucleotides. RefSeq lists its product as uncharacterized. The transcript is spliced from 2 exons. Gene Ontology annotation, biological process: regulation of DNA-templated transcription; DNA-templated transcription. The record is from RefSeq and is a predicted model, not a curated record. NCBI's taxonomy places the organism in Eukaryota, Fungi, Ascomycota, Eurotiomycetes, Chaetothyriales, Herpotrichiellaceae. The coding region runs from base 1 to 2934 and encodes 977 amino acids. Gene Ontology annotation, molecular function: DNA-binding transcription factor activity, RNA polymerase II-specific; DNA binding; zinc ion binding.
AUGAGCCUUAGUAGCGCCCGACAUGGCCAACCGACCGUGCAACAUGCGCCCAGGGCACCAGUCCGCCCGCCUCGUCAGAUCCGCUUCGUCUCAACAGACGGCCAACCACAUACGAAGAGGAGGAGGAUAAACGCCGCUUGCCUGACGUGUCGCAAACGGAAGACGCGUUGUUCAGGAGAAAGACCGCUGUGCAAGACAUGCACCGACUACGGCCAUGACUGUUCGGGCUAUACUGAUCGGCCGAGCCGCGAGGAUGGCCGAGUGGAAGAGAACGAUGACGAGGUCGACAUAAGUGUGCCAACAUCUCAGACACCCUCAAAAGAUGUUGACGCCACGGCACGUGUCUCUGAGACGGUAGAGCAACCAGAAAGGGAACCGCCGAGUGCCGUGGAGGACAUCAUCAGCCCGGCCAGCAACGACACCCGCAGUAGCUUCACGUCCUCCAGGAACCGGGUGCCCUAUUUUCGCUACUUCGGUCCAACCGCCAUUGUGCCAGGUUUCAAGCAGAUGGUCGUUCAAAUCAAGGAUCACCAAUCGAGCCUGCCUUCUGCUGGCGGAGGAUCUCCAGCCUCAGGACAGCCAUUGACCGCACCCGGUCCUGCUGGUCACGACAGGGCGCCCGUUGUGGUGCCGUGCUAUGAUGCCACCGAUCCGGUCCCUGUGGCUCCCUUGAUCGUUCAUCUGUGCGAAACAUUCUUUAUACACCUGGGUUGUAACUAUUCAUUCCUCCAACGAGAAAGAUUUCUGAGAGACUUGGAAGACAAGAAGGUCGAUGCAAUCCUGGUCGAUGCUGUUUGUGCAGUUGCGGCUCGCUUUUCUUCGCAUCCUUUGCUGUGCACCUCGAAAGACCCUUUGGUCCCCUUGGAUGACGGGGGUAAUGUUCUACGAGCGUUUCGCGGACAUCCAUUUGCGCAACGGGCGAUGGCAGCUGUGAUUGACACGUUCUCCUGUCCUACUAUCGCUGUGGCCCAAGCAUGCCUGCUGCUGGCAUACGAAGAAUUUGGAACUGAUCAUGAUAGCGGGCUCUGGAUGUAUCUCGGGACUGCCAUCCGCAUGGCUCAAGACCUGGGAAUGCAGAAGCUGGAAGGAUUGCAGCUUGAAGGCAGAAUUGGACCUACCCCAAAAACUGUCAAGCACGGUCAGGCCGGCAAGGUGCAAGAGCAAAAGAGGUUCGAACAGCAACAGAGACUAUCACAAAACCUUUCCGAGGUAAACAACGCUGAGCUUGACGACCGACGAGCAAGCGAACAAGAACGGGUCGAUACCUUCUGGGCCAUCUUCUUCCUCGAUAGAGCCGUCUCGUCUGGUGUUGGCCGCCCUGUCACUCUACGCGACAAGGACAUUGAGAUAUCAUUCCCUUAUCGCGCUGACAAGACGAUCAUCGGAGGCUACCCGGACGCCUUCCCUGCCAUGAUUCAGAUCGUCCACAUGUAUGGACGGGUUGCGGAUGUCCUAAACAACAUCAAAGACCUGAGCCAGGUCACUCCCGAAGUGUUGAAACGGUUGGCGAGCAUGGAGAGAGACUUGACAGGAUUCUAUCAGCAUUUGUCUCCCAAGUUACAUUUCAACGCGACAAACUUCCAACAAUAUGUGAAGGCGGGCCAUGGCACAAACUUCAUCCUGCUGCAUUUCUGGUUCCACACCUUGAUUGUUCUGGUACAUCAGCCUACGUUGCUUCAUUCCUUCGAAGGCCGAAUCCAGCAGCUUUUCCCUGACAGUAGGGAAUUGUCCAUGUCGUCCGCAAAGACCAUUGCAGACAUCCUGGCAUUUGCCGAGUUGAUCGACGUCAACAGCUUUAUCGGUAAUCCAUUCACGAGCCAGCCCAUGUAUGUGGCUGCAUGUGCCUUUUUGGCCGAAGCUGCCGCCCAUACGUCGCAACCCUCGUCUCGAGCGACAUCUCCACGACCAAACGGGCACUCCCUGCAUACAAAACAUGCCACGAGCGAUGACAAGGCCCAGAAAGCAGCUUCUGCUCGUCACACCCUACUUGCAACCGCGGCAAAUCAGAACUAUCAGCGCUGCUACAAGGCACUGCAGACACUGGGUACGUACUGGGCUGGCUGCCGUUACAUCCUGACGGCUCUCGACCAGAAAUCAAAAGGUCUCAUGGACCCUCUACUGUUCACCGCGGACGACGUAGAUGGGCAGAUGCCGUCAACCCAGCCAUCAUUCACUACACCCGGAUGGCGCAGGAGCACUUCGUUGGCUGCUUCCCUUGGCGUAGAUGCGAGGUUUCGCGGUCUCAAGGGGCGGUCGGACAGAGGGACGAGUUCUUCUCCUUCGAUGGACUUGAGUCAUGCUAUUGGUUGGUCCCUGACCGGUACCGCGAACUCGCCUGCUCCGAACCUAAGCUUCCUCUACUCAAUGAACGAUGGCGGGAAGGGCGCAUCAUUCGCACGACAUCCCCAGACGGGACAAGAACAGUCAGGCACAGGCCAUCGUCCGAUGGAUCGCAUGACAGUGCAAGACAGCAACCCAACUUCAGCUCUCGAGGCCCAACCGUCCGGAAUUGGCCGAGUCAAGGCGCUUUCGUCUCUGCCAUAUGAUCCCGUUUCGGCAGAAGACGCCGACCUCCUGUUAGGUCUUCAUUCACCUUACAUUCCUAGUUCGGGCGUAUCAGCGACCACCUCUUCUGCCGUCGUGCCGCCGAACUCAGGCCACUCCAGUUAUCAACCUCAGCCGAUACCCAGCUACGAGCAAGCUAUGGGCCUUCCACCACAAUUUGUCGAUAUCCAAACCCAAGAUGUGGACAACAUGCUGAUUCGAGCACAAGAAAUCGACAUGAGCGGCGCACAGCAGUUCGACUUCCCCUUCCCAGGCGGCGACAUGGUCCCCUGGUUAGAGUACCUGCCACAGGACGUGCUGACGUAUUUCGGAGACCAACAUUCGGGCGGAGACAUGAUAGACGCGACUGUAUCGCUUGAUCAGAGAUGA